Andrographis paniculata is the source of this 2093-nucleotide messenger RNA. RefSeq names its product transcription factor SRM1-like. The coding region runs from base 953 to 1822 and encodes 289 amino acids. The transcript has 2 exons. Lineage: Eukaryota; Viridiplantae; Streptophyta; Magnoliopsida; Lamiales; Acanthaceae. Gene Ontology annotation, molecular function: DNA binding. The record is from RefSeq and is a predicted model, not a curated record.
UCUCUCAAUCUGUGCUCAAUCAAUUGUCUCCUGUUCCUCCCGCAGGGAAGAUAGAUAGAGUAAUUCAUAAUUCGUGUUAUCCCUACGAUAUGCAAUUUUUAUGUUUAAUUGUAAUUUUCGGUAGUGAUUUAUCUCCGUGUGGUGUGUGUGUGUGUGGGUGCGUAGUUAGUUUUGAUUUUGACUGUGUGGUGAAGAAGCAAGCGUAGCAGCAGAAAGGACAAGCAUCGAAAAUUCAGUGGCACUGUAAACGUUAGGUGUAAUUUCCAUCUUUAAUUGUGGGCCUGCGUGGUGAGAAAUUCGUAGGGAUGAGUGAUGGAUAGCGAUUUGGUUGCUCCUAUUAUCCAUUCGAGACUUCUCUGGGGGUUUCCUUUCCACGUUUCACAUUCUCCCACUGGUGCCCUAGUUCAUGUCAAAUUGAGGUCACUACCAUCACCACCACCACCAGUUGCAAUUGUGCAUCGUUUUCCCUAGAUUCCUUUUCACCGCUGGCAUUUAUUGAACACUUUGAUAUUUUUGUGUGUGAGGCUAGGCUGGGUGGUUUUGAUUUUUCUAGAUAUUUUCCAAUUGUCCGACUGAAUUUAUUGCUUUUGUUCUUCUUCACUAGGGCCAGCAUUCAACAGACCAUCACUUCAAUUUGGGGGGAAAAUCAGCAGUGAAUUCACUAGCUUUUGUUUGCCUCUCUGAUUCUAUGUAAUCUUUGUUGCAGUUAAUAUUCUUACUCAACUUUUCACUCGACUGUUCUUGGAGACUCUUAUCUCCUUUUCAGCUUUAGCUUUUAGCUUUCUGGGUAUACAGUUCUAGAAAGUAUUCCAGAUCCAAGCUUUUUUUAAGCUCAGUAGAUUAAUUUGAAGUGUCGAAGAGAGGUUUGUGUGUUUUCCCUUUUCCACUUUCCAUUGUUGCUGACUUUUUAGAGGAUAGAAGGAUACCUAGUGUUGAAUUUAAGUGAGUCUAGAUGCCAUCGGAUGAAUCGAACAAUUCGAAGUGGAGUUGGGAACAGGAUAAGCAAUUUGAGAAAGCGAUAGCUACUUAUCCUGAGGAUUCAUCGGAUAGAUGGGAAAAGAUUGCAGCAGAAGUUCCUGGAAAAUCUGCUGAAGAGGUUAAACGCCACUAUGAGCUUCUAGUCGACGAUGUCAACAGGAUAGAAUCUGGAGUUAUAGAGUUGCCGUGUUACAGCUCUUCUUCAGAUGGGUCGACUAGUAAUGGUGGCGAUGAAGCAAAUGGUAAGAAAAAUGGUAAUUCAGGUCGCUCAAACGGUGAUGCUAGCAAUGGAGGCAAGUCUUCGAGGUCAGAUCAAGAACGCCGCAAGGGGAUUGCUUGGACAGAGGAUGAGCACAGGUUGUUUCUCCUCGGCUUGGACAAGUAUGGGAAAGGCGACUGGAGAAGCAUUUCCCGGAACUAUGUGGUAACAAGAACUCCUACCCAAGUGGCGAGUCAUGCCCAGAAAUAUUUCAUCCGCCUCAACUCUAUGAACAAGGACAGGAGACGGUCAAGCAUCCAUGACAUCACCAGUGUCAACAAUGGAGAUGUCUCGGUGCCCCAAGUUCCCAUUACCGGCCAGGCAAACACUUCUGCUGCCGGAGUUUCGCCUGGGAAAUCAAACAAGCCGCUCCCUCAAACUCCCGUUGGCGCCCCUGGCAUCACAGCGUAUGGCGCGCCAACCAUCGGGCAACCCCUUGUUUCCGCAGUUGGGACACCAGUAAACCUUGCACCACCACCGCACAUGGCGUAUGGAGUUGGUGCCCCGAUUCUUGGGCCACCUGGCGUGGUUCCUGGUGCCCCGAUGAGCAUCCCCCCCAUGAGUUACCCGAUGCCACACAAGUGAAACCGAUAUAGAUAGGUUUGGAGUGGCUACAAUCUUGUCGAAUGUUCAGGAACAAGUAUCCCACGAACUCGAACACGGCUUCUUCAAUUAUUUCUAUUUAAUUUUCUUAUUGAGAUAUGAAAUAAUCCAUAGGAUUGAUCCUUCCAUCUGUAUAGGCAACUGUCGUGCUGUAGAACUAAAAUGAGGCUUUCUACAAAAGCCUCAAGAAACUUGUUCUGUAUGUGACAAUACUAAACUUAUUAAGACUUAUUAGUUCUAUGUUUUUGUAUCA